CUGGCUCUCAAUGAAAGGAUUAAGGGAAAUUCAUGCAAGGGCUUGGACGCUUACUGGUGCACAAUUGGAACUUGAUACUGCUGCAUAAUGGGUUACAAAACAAGAUCCAUGCAUUGUGUCUUACGAUGUCUGUGCUUCAUGCUCCUCCAUUUGUUUAGUACAGCACAAGAUGAAAACAUAAGAAGUUGUAGGACUGCACCAUGUGAUUUAGUCUUUAUUCUAGAUGGUUCAUGGAGUGUCGAGGAUGUCAAUUUUGAAAUUGUUAAGCGAUGGCUUGUCAACAUAACCACAAGCUUCAAUAUCGGACAGAAGUUUACCCAAGUUGGAGUUGUUCAGUACAGCGAUGAUCCCGUCUUACAAAUACCUCUGGGGAAGUUCAACUCCAACAAGGACCUGAUCAAAGCAAUGGAGUCCAUUGAGUACAUGGGGGGAAACACAAGGACUGGGACAGCCAUUAAGUUUGCUACAGACAAACUGUUUGGUCUCUCUGAGCGUGGUCCAAAGGGCAUUGCCAGAAUUGCUGUUGUCCUUACAGAUGGGAAAUCUCAAGAUGAGGUUUUGAAAGCUGCAGAGGCAGCAAGGAAAAAAGGAGUAAUUCUGUUUGCAAUUGGUGUUGGGUCAGAGACAGAAGCGGCCGAGCUGAAUGACAUUGCAAACAAGCCAUCUUCAACUUAUGUGUUCUCAGUCGAGGACUACAAAGCUAUUUCCAAGAUCCGUGAGGUCAUACGACAGAAACUGUGUGAAGAGACUGUUUGUCCAACAAGAAUCCCUGUGGAUUCCCGUGAUGAGAAGGGCUUUGAUAUUCUGCUGCAUUUGAAUUUGGCCAAAAAGGCAAAGAAGACACAUGGGUCAUUUUACGGCACUAAAGCCUACGAAGUGACUUCUCGUGUUGACCUAAGUGAAACUACAAGGUCCUUAUUCCCUGAUGGCUUGCCUCCAUCUUACGUUUUUGUGGCCACUCUGAAGUACAAGGGAUCUGUGGCCGAUGAAGAGUGGGACCUGUGGAGAAUACAGACGCCUGAUGAGAAACCUCAAAUGGCAGUGACUCUAAACGGACUUGACCACACUGUCAUGUUCACCACAACCAGUGAAACACCCAGUGGAACUCAAACGGUUGUUUUCUCCCAGCAGACAGCGAGGCUGUUUGAUGAGAAAUGGCACCAGCUUCGACUGCUGGUCACUGAAGAGGAUGUUACUCUCUAUGUCGAUGACCUGGAAAUUGAAACUUUACCCUUGGAGCCCCCUGUUGGUAUUUUCAUCAAUGGAAAAACCCAAGUUGGGAAAUACGUCACAAAAGAAACAACAGUGCCAUUUGAGAUUCAGAAACUUCGCAUCUACUGUGACCCUGAGCAGAACAACCGAGAGACUGCAUGUGAAAUACCGGGAGUUGAGGGAGAGUGCUCCAACAGCCCGGAUUACACUGAACCAACUCAAGAACCAUGUGCUUGUCCUCCUGGACCCCCUGGACUUCCAGGCAUGAGGGGUGAAGAAGGAAAUCCUGGCAAACCUGGUCAGCCUGGACCUGCUGGUGCUGAUGGUAAGCCUGGUCUUCCUGGCUUUAGAGGAAAUCCAGGGCUGCCGGGUCCAUCAGGGAUACAGGGGCCACGUGGGGAGAAUGGGUACAAGGGGGAGCCAGGGAGGCCUGGUGAUUCGGGUGAAAGGGGUUUACCUGGAUUACCGGGGCCACCUGGCCAAGCAGGUGAAAAGGGCUCAGUCGGAUCCCAGGGAACGCCAGGGUUACCGGGAAAAGAUGGCCCAGCGGGAGAAAAGGGAAAUAUUGGACCCCCAGGGCCACCGGGAUAUCCAGGGGAGCCAGGCUUGCCUGGAAGAGAUGGAAAAGAUGGAUUUCCAGGGGGACCUGGUCAAAAGGGAGAAGCCGGAACGAAUGGUAUCCCUGGUCUUGAUGGUAGGGAGGGCCAUCCUGGUAUGCCUGGCUUGCCUGGAAUUAUGGGCCUGAAUGGACAAAAGGGGGAAGCUGGGUUGCCUGGACCGAAGGGCUUCAAAGGAUCAACUGGACCACCUGGUGAGAUGGGUUUACCUGGUGCACCUGGUUCAACAGGCCCGCCUGGACUCAAGGGGAGCAAAGGUGAAAGUGGAGACCCAGGUGGACCAGGGAAACCGGGACCAGAGGGAAAUGCAGGGGUACCGGGCAGAGCGGGACAGCCGGGGCACCCAGGCAUGCCGGGCCUGAACGGCCUCAAGGGACAAAAAGGAAGUUCAGGUGAAAGGGGACAGGAGGGGAUCAAAGGUGAAAAGGGAGAGCAUGGUCGGCCCGGGAAUAAUGGCUCUACGGGUCCAGCAGGACAAAAAGGAGAGAAAGGGACAGCAGGGGAGCCGGGGCAGAAAGGCCAAGGAGGUCAAGAGGGACGGCCUGGACAGCCAGGACAUAUGGGCCCUCCCGGCCCUCGUGGACAGCGAGGGGACAGUGGCCCUCCUGGCCCACCUGGACCUGAGGGAAGAUCUGGAAGUGACAUAUCAGAGCAGCAAAUUCGGCAGAUUUGCAGAGAGGUCCUUCAGUCUGAGAUGCCUUUUCUGUUGCUGAGCAACCAGCAGAGUAGCUGUGCCACAUGUUAUACCAGGUCAGGCUCUCCUGGUCCACCGGGCCCAGCUGGGUCCCAGGGCCUCAGGGGUCUUCCUGGGAUUCCCGGCACCAGUGGACAGCCAGGCCGCCCGGGUCUACCAGGGCGACCUGGUAUUGAAGGAAUGAAAGGAGACCCAGGUAUCAAGGGUGAGAAGGGGAGCCUUGGUCGAACAGAGGUUGGAGACCCUGGGCCACCUGGACCUCCGGGUCCAAUGGGUCCCCAUGGGUACAGUAAACCAGGUCCUCCAGGUAAGCCUGGAACCCCUGGUCAAAAUGGAGCGGAGGGUAAAAGAGGUAGUCCUGGCAUCCCUGGCCAGCCUGGGGUGUGUCAUCCAUCCAUGUGCUAUGGUAGCAUGAUGAGGCGGGAUCCUUUCAGCAAAGGGCCAAACUAUUGAAGUAGUGCAACAUCAGAUACAGGCAAUGAACCAGUCAUAAGUUGAUGUGGAGCAAACACCAA
Molecule: messenger RNA, 3038 nt
Organism: Myripristis murdjan (pinecone soldierfish)
Lineage: Eukaryota; Metazoa; Chordata; Actinopteri; Holocentriformes; Holocentridae
Gene: col21a1
Product: collagen, type XXI, alpha 1
Exons: 30
Coding region: 88-2976 (962 amino acids)
Cellular component (GO): extracellular matrix
Source: RefSeq, a predicted model, not a curated record